Molecule: messenger RNA, 3105 nt
Organism: Pteropus alecto (black flying fox)
Lineage: Eukaryota; Metazoa; Chordata; Mammalia; Chiroptera; Pteropodidae
Gene: RCBTB2
Product: RCC1 and BTB domain containing protein 2
Exons: 15
Coding region: 327-1982 (551 amino acids)
Molecular function (GO): protein binding
Source: RefSeq, a predicted model, not a curated record
ACACCCGACCGCAUUCCGCCGAAGCCAGGCCGCUUCGGGGGGAGGCGCCAACUCGUCGCGGCGCCGGAUCCCGGACAGAGCAACAACGGCGACCCAAAGGCGGAGCGGAUGCGGCUUGGGCCUGCGCUGAGCUUACUAAAUCAUAUAUUCUUCAGUGGAGCUGAGAAUUGAUCAGUCUGCUCUUCACAGUGAUUUGGAAUUUUCCGAUCCCAAGGAAAAUUAGACCAAGAUUUAAGAAUUUACAUUUAUCCUGGGAUUACCUUUCCAAACCUGAGCAGGAGGAUUCCCAUAAAAGGCCUUAUGGGACUGUGCAGGACUGAGUCCAUAUGGAAGAGGAACUUUCCCUUUUCUAUGGAGAAAGUGGCAAGCCAAUACAGGCUACUGUGUCAUCUUUGAAGAUGUUAGAUGUGGGAAAGUGGCCAAUUUUCUCCCUUUGUUCUGAGGAAGAACUGCAGUUAAUUCGUCAGGCUUGUGUUUUUGGCAGUGCUGGCAAUGAAGUUUUAUACUCUACAGUGAAUGAUGAGAUUUUUGUGCUUGGCACAAACUGUUGUGGCUGUUUGGGAUUAGGUGACAUCCAGAGCACUAUUGAACCUCGGAGACUGGAUUCUUUGAGUGGCAAAAAAAUAGCCUGCUUCAGCUAUGGCAGCGGUCCACAUGUUAUCCUUGCAACAACAGAAGGAGAAAUCUUUACCUGGGGUCAUAAUGCUUAUAGCCAGCUGGGCAAUGGGACAACUAAUCACGGUUUAGUGCCCUGUCAUAUCUCUACUAAUUUGUCAAACAAACAAGUGAUUGAAGUUGCCUGUGGGUCUUACCAUUCUUUGGUGCUAACAUCUGAUGGAGAGGUAUUUGCCUGGGGUUAUAAUAACUCCGGGCAGGUAGGAUCUGGAUCAACAGCUAAUCAGCCGAUCCCUCGAAGAGUCACUGGCUGCUUACAGAAUAAAGUAGUUGUGAACAUAGCUUGUGGGCAGAUGUGCUCAGUGGCAGUGGUGGACAAUGGGGAGGUCUACGUCUGGGGCUACAAUGGAAAUGGGCAGCUCGGACUCGGCAGCAGUGGCAACCAGUCAACCCCCUGCAGAAUCGCAGCUUUGCAAGGCAUUUGCGUCCAGCGGGUUGCCUGUGGCUACGCACACACAUUAGUAUUAACAGAUGAAGGCCAAGUGUAUGUUUGGGGUGCAAAUUCUUAUGGCCAGUUAGGCACUGGCAAUAAAAGUAACCAGUCCUAUCCUACUCCUGUCGCUGUGGAAAAGGACAGAAUUAUAGAGAUUGCGGCCUGCCACUCUACCCACACAUCUGCUGCCAAGACCCAGGGCGGGCACGUGUACAUGUGGGGCCAGUGCCGGGGCCAGUCGGUGAUCCUGCCUCACCUCACCAGCUUCUCCUGCACGGACGACGUGUUCGCCUGCUUUGCCACGCCCGCCGUCUCGUGGCGCCUCCUCACUGUGGAACCGGACGACCACCUCACAGUGGCUGAGUCACUGAAGAGGGAAUUUGACAACCCCAACACCGCAGACCUGAAGUUUCUGGUGGAUGGAAAGUACAUUUAUGCACACAAAGUCCUUCUCAAAAUUAGGUGUGAGCAUUUUCGUUCUUCAUUGGAAGACAGUGAGGAUGAUAUUGUAGAAAUGAGUGAAUUUUCAUAUCCUGUUUACCGAGCCUUCCUGGAAUACCUAUACACAGACAGCAUCAGCCUUCCCCCCGAGGAAGCAGUGGGAUUACUAGAUUUGGCUACAUUUUAUAGAGAAAAUCGUUUGAAAAAGCUCUGUCAACAAACUAUCAAGCAAGGAAUUUGUGAGGAGAAUGCCAUUGCUCUGCUCUCUGCUGCUGUCAAGUAUGAUGCUCAGGAUUUAGAAGAAUUCUGCUUUAGGUUUUGCAUAAACCAUUUGACUGUAGUGACACAAACUUCAGGCUUUGCAGAAAUGGACCAUGAUCUCCUAAAGAACUUUAUCAGCAAAGCAAGCAGAGUUGGAGCCUUUAAAAACUGAUCCUCACCUGCAGCAAAGAAUUUUCAGCAUUUCCAUUUUCCCUGCAAAAGCUGGAGAAUAACUUUUCUUUAAUAGUAUUUAUGAGCAACAGUUGGCUGAAUACUUCUGUUCUGUUAAAAGGAAGAUGGUGGUCAGUCUUUUUUAUCUGCUGAAAUCCAAAGCUGACAUAGAAGGCGUUAAAUGCUCUUAUCAGAUGUGACUAAACUCCAGGGGAAAAAAUUAAAAUAUCUUUUCAUAUUUACCAUUUCCUCUUUUGAGUAUCUUAAGUUGGACACCUUUAGCAUUUUCAUCUAAGUAUAUGCUAUUCUAGCCGAAUGUUUCAUUAUUUAACAGGCUGAUGAUAUCACAUACAUAGUCUGACAAGGAAUGCUGUCACUACAUUUCAGCAUCUUGCAGUGCUUUGCAUAUAGUAGGCACUCUAUUAAUUUAUUAUAAAUCUUAAGUAUGCCUUGAGAACAGCUUUAUUUGUGGGAUACUGGAUAAAGGAAUUACUUGCACAAAAACAAAUUUAAAACGCCCUGUAUUUAUUAAGGUUCAUAUUCUUUUGGUGUAUCAUUCUAAGAAAUAGUGGCUAAUUUACAGCAUGAAUUAGAAUUCACAAAAGGCCUUGGCAAUUAAAUCGUCAAAGGCCCAAGGGCUAACUUUAAUUUUCUGUUUACUCUGAGUCAUUGAUUUCUCAUAUGGGAUUACUGAACAUGAAAUAUUGUCUUUGAAUGAAUGUUAUUUCCAUGCUCAUCUGCCUUACAUAAUUGCUUUUAUGUUAAGAGAGAUUUGCCUCUGAAAGCAAAAAUGAUUGUUUUUCUUGUAGUUGACUUUUAUGUCACUAUAAAUCGGGUCUCAACCUGGCACAGUAUUAAGUAUUACCUGAAAAGGAACUAAUACUUAUAUUUCAUGUACAGCAUUAAGAAUAAUGAGAUAAAUUUAUACUUUUAACUUGUUUAGAUCAAAACAAGUUAUCCAAUUGCAAAAGAGAAACUGGAACAGGAUGUAGGAUGUGGUAUCAGAUUCGCCUAGUAUGUAUUUUAUAAUAAGAUAUUAUGUAAAGAAAACUCUUUUGGAAUUAGAAACCUUGUUCUGAUCCUGAACUAUUUGAUAAUAAAGUGCUUAUUUGCAGAUAAUAGAA